AUGGGGGAGGAGUUGGUGCUGCUGGCGGACGACAUCAUGGAGGCUGUGGUGGAGGUGGUGGCGGAGGAGGAGGAGCAGGAGGAGCAUGAGUUGCAGGAGGAGGAGAAGGAGGAAGUGCAGGCCAAGGAGCGGGAAGAGAAGCCCAGGAAGCAGGGGCACGCAGAGCCAGGGCGAAGACCCCCGACCUCCUUGAGCCCGCUGGAGGCCCUGGGGGCCCUUCAGUUAGAGCUGAGCACUGUGAACGCCCAAGCCAGCAGGGCCUACUUGCGGCUUAAGUGCAGGAUCCGUAGGAGGCGGAACCCUCAUUUGGAUCGAAAUAGAGCCAUCAUCCAGGACAUCCCUGGCUUCUGGGCCAAAGCUAUUGUGAGUCACCCCCAGCUGUCGGCCUUGAUCAGUGACCAAGACGAAGACAUGCUGAGCUACAUGAUCACCUUGGAGGCGCAGGAACUGGGCCACCCCGAGUACCGCUGCAGGUUGAUAUUCUUCUUCCGGAGCAACCCCUACUUGUGCAACCAAGUGAUCCUUAAGGAGUAUCACCUUAGCUUUGCAGGCUACAGGGCGUAUAGUUCCACUCCAGUGCAGUGGUUCUGGGAUUACGAACGGGGAGCCCCCAGCCACAGGCAGGACGCUGUCAGCCUUAACUUCCUCAACUGGUUGUCAGGCCACGACUGCCCCGGGUCUGACAGGAUUGCUGAGAUCAUCGUCGAGGACCUGUGGCCCAACCCCCUGCGCUACUACCCGAGGGAGCAAGGCGCCGGGAGAGGUAACUGGGAGGGGGGCACGUCCCUGAGGAGCCCCGGGGCAGGGGGUGUUGGCGAAGGGUGUUUCCAGGACCCUUUCCCAAUCGGGGUGAGGCAGGCUGAGACAAGCCUGGGAGCGGGGUAA
This is a messenger RNA of Camelus dromedarius (Arabian camel), 885 nucleotides long. Its product is annotated as testis-specific Y-encoded protein 1-like. The transcript has 5 exons. Bases 1 to 885 code for a protein of 294 amino acids. Gene Ontology annotation, cellular component: nucleus; chromatin. Lineage: Eukaryota; Metazoa; Chordata; Mammalia; Artiodactyla; Camelidae. Gene Ontology annotation, biological process: nucleosome assembly. Gene Ontology annotation, molecular function: histone binding; chromatin binding. The record is from RefSeq and is a predicted model, not a curated record.